GCAAGCCUGACUGAAAAUGCUUUUCUUCGCCGCUCUAGCUUCAACUUUUAUGCUGUCAGCUUCGGCCGCAACCGUCAAUGUCUCCCAGGAUCUUCCAGUUGUAGACUUGGGUUACCAGCUCCAUCGCGCCAUUAGUCUUAAUGCAAUAGGCUACUAUAACUUCUCCAAUAUCCGAUACGCGGCGCCUCCGGUAGGGGAGCUGCGCUUCAGAGCCCCAAGCCCACCCGUCACCAAUCGUUCUAUCAUUCAGAACGGUAACCAAGGACAUAUAUGCCCUCAAGGUCUUCCUGCUUGGCAGAUCAAAGCCGCGGAAUGGGCGUUGCCCUACAUCGUGGAUGGCAAAGUCCCUUCCAAUUACUCCUACUCACUCACGUCCCCUUCUAAUGCCACCAUUUCGGAUGUUCGAGACUCGCGCGAGACUGAAGACUGUCUUUUUCUGGAUGUAAUGGUCCCUAAAAAGGUCUUUGAAGGCAGAAAUAAGGGCAUGAGGGCACCGGUACUGGUCUGUAUCUACGGUGGUGGCUAUACCAACGGCGAGAAAGGCUCGGUUGACCCGACAGGCAUAUUGGCUCGCAGCCAAACCCACUCAGCAACUGGUGUGAUCUAUGUUGCCAUGAAUUACCGAACCGGCGCGUUCGGGUUCCUCUCGGGGCCUACCUUUCAGGAAGAUGGAACGGCGAAUGCUGGCCUGUAUGAUCAGAGGAUGGCGCUUGAGUGGAUUCAGACAUACAUUCACCUGUUCGGCGGCGACAGGAACAGGGUGACUGUAUUCGGUGGUUCAGCCGGGGCCGGAUCUCUCAUCCACCAAGUCGUGGCGUUUGGUGGCAGCCAGCGGGCCCCUUUUCAACAAGCAGUUCCUCAGUCCCCGGGCUGGCCGAAUAGCCCAACCCUCUUUGCUCAAGAAGAGACUUUUAACGACUUCUUAGCACAGGCGGGCGUCAGCAGCCUGGCUGAGCUGCGGCAAAUGCCAUCCAGCAAUUUAAUUCACGCCAACGCCCUCCAGAUCGCCCGUGCCCCGUACAGCUCCUUUAUUUACGGACCAGUAAUUGACGGCAAGUUCGUCACUUAAGAUCCACGCGUUCUACUGAACCACGAUCAGUAUUUCAAGG
Aspergillus calidoustus is the source of this 1109-nucleotide messenger RNA. The record is from the annotation of a GenBank genome assembly. NCBI's taxonomy places the organism in Eukaryota, Fungi, Ascomycota, Eurotiomycetes, Eurotiales, Aspergillaceae.